This is a messenger RNA of Dothidotthia symphoricarpi CBS 119687, 1229 nucleotides long. Its product is annotated as NAD(P)-binding protein. The transcript is spliced from 3 exons. The record is from RefSeq and is a predicted model, not a curated record. Lineage: Eukaryota; Fungi; Ascomycota; Dothideomycetes; Pleosporales; Dothidotthiaceae. Bases 81 to 1079 code for a protein of 332 amino acids.
GAUCCAGAUCCGUAACCUAAAGCUAACCAUUCUCUUGCUUUAUAUCAACAAUCAAAUCAAUCCUCCAACGCACAAACAUCAUGCAAGCAAUCCUCCACAAGAUCGUUGGGCCUACAGAAGUUCACCCAGAGAACCUCGAUGGCCGCGUUGCGGUAGUUACCGGAGGUGCUCUCGGUAUCGGUUAUGAAGUCAGCCGCGCACUCGCCAUUGCAGGCGUUAAAGUCAUCAUGGUGAAUCGAAAGGAAGAGCAAGGAAACGAUGCUAUUGAGAGCAUAAAGAAAGAGAAGGCCGACGCCCAAGUCGAGUGGAAGCACUGUGAUUUGGGAAAUCUGCGCGAGGUCAAGGAAGUUUUCUCGGAGCUGCGAAAUUCGUUGGAUCGUCUCGACUUCCUGGUGCUCUCAGCCGGUAUCAACGUCAACCAGUACGGCGAGGACUCUGAUGGCAUUGAUCGCCACUUUGGCGUGAACUAUCUCGGACAUUACUACGCGUGCAAUCAGCUAUGGCCACUUCUUCGCAAGACCGGAAAGCUAGGUACAAAACCAAGCCCAAGAGUUGUGUUCGAGUCUAGCGAGAUGCACCGAACUGCGCCGCCUGAUGUACAUUUCGGCAGCUUGGAAGAGAUCAACGAUAGCUCCAUGGAUCCCACACGACUGUAUGGGCGCACGAAGCUUGCCAUGAUACUUUUCGCGAAGUACGGUCUGCGUGAUCGUGUCAUCAAGCCAAACGGUGACAACAUCUACGCAAUUUCAGUGCACCCAGGCGCGGUAAACACAGCCAUGCAGCAGCAAUGGAAAGAUGCCUAUCCUGGUAUCACUGGACAGAUCUUAUCUCGAACAAUGUUGCUAGGUGGUCGUUCGCCAGAGCAAGGGUCUUACAGUGCUCUGUGGGCACUCACUGCGCCCGAGAUCGAAGAGAAGGACCUUAACGGUCACUACUUCAAUGACCCAGGUCAGCCAGGUAAGGAGACUGCGCAGGCCAGUGAUGCAAACUUAGGUGCCGCGCUUUGGGGCCUGAGUGAGAGGAUCAUUACAGGCAAACUGGGUGACGAUGCGAUAUUGAGCUGGAGCGAACAGAAGUGAACUCUAAUUAGAGGGGUUGGACUUGGGUGAUUGGUGAAUAGUCUCUUUUAGCAAGAACGAGCAUGAAAGCCACAGGAGAUUUUCGAUGUGUUAGUUGUUCGUCGUUACGUCCCUGUAUUGCACAGACAAAUGAAUUAUUCAUCACACAUG